AUGGAUAACAAGAGAGAAUUUUGUAUUACGUGUCGCUCUAGCAAGAAAUCAGUUUUUCUAAGUCAAGAUGAGGUGAAUUAUGAGAACCUGGAGAGGCAUAUCAGGAGGAUGUUUGGUUUGGAUAAUGCUUUUACCUUUAUUGAGGGUGUAUCCUUACGCUACCCUAUUACUCAUACUUUAAAACGCUUAGAUAAAUCCGAGAAGUCAGUUGAUAUAAUUAAGAAAAUUAUGUCAAAUUCGUCAGUUGUAGAGCUGGUAGUUCAUUCUAACAGUGGUCGGAAUUGUCUAGUGAAUGAUACGAACGACGUGGUUCAAAUUCCAUGCGACAAGUACGAUAAAUUAAUUGAAUCUAUUGGGGCCCUUAAUCUUUCGGUUAAAGUCCUUAAGGACGAAAAGCGUGACAAUGACGAUUAUGAUGUUGUUCACAAGGGGGUUAUAUGCGACGGCUGCGCUAAUGUUAGCUACAACCAUCCCUUUCCACAUGAUAGUUUUAUUAAGGGGCCGCGGUAUAAAUGUAUGACUUGCAGUGAUUUUGACCUUUGUUCCAGCUGUGAAAGGAAAGGCGUCACUACAUUUUACCAUAGUCAGAAGCAUUCAAUGGUGAAAAUAAAAGUCCCCACCAAUGAGUGGGACAGAAUUUGGGUUUCAGAUCUGAAGACUUUUGUGUGUAAUGCUUGUAAUGUGCGUAUGCAAACUAGUUCUGGAAAUGCCGGGUACCCCAGUAGCUGCUAUGCGCGUGCAGGUAUGUUCAGAUGCACACAAUGUCCUGACUACGACCUAUGCUGUGAGUGUAAGGCCAAUAAUGUUGAAACUUUGAGUCACAGAGUGUCUCACAAGAUGGUAGAAAUUCCUACAUCAGAACAGCGAGCCCCACUAUACACCCCAGCAAACAAUGCGGUGAAUUGCGAGCGUGUUGAUCAACCUGCCAAAUCCUUCUAUAAGCAACCUACCAUCUCCACAUUCGACAGCAAUUCCUGUAACCCAAAGGACCGCUUCAUCAGUGCAAAAAUGAGAUGUUUUCCCGAAUUCGAACAUUUUGGCGGAUAUAGGGACAGUAACUCACUUUUAAAUAACCACCAGAACGAAAGGGAGGUCAGUUGUGAACAAGAUUCCAGUUCCGGAGGAUCAGAUGUUAAGUCCUGCGACACUUCCAAAGUUGAAGAAUGUAAGAAACAACCGGUCGAAGAACCACUUGCAAAAGCCGCCCCCUUGGAUGAAAAAGCCAAUGAGGACUUGCAGCGUUACCGCUACUUGCUAUCUCUUGUUAACAAUGAAUAUGAAAAGCUGGAAAAAUUGGCCAAAGUAUAUCAUGAAAGCACCACCGCAACUGCGGCGGUCAAGAUGGACGAACUCAGCGUAAUUGUGAGUAAGACAGAUUAUCUAUUGUCCCUAAAACUCACCAACGAAGCCGAGCUUACCAUCCCAAGCAAUUUGAGACUCUCUAUGUCUUACAUCACUCAGGAAGCAAAUGAGGUGAAUUGCUCCCUUUACACCGGACCCCACGAGCUAAGACCUGGAGAGAGUAAGAUAUUGAAUUUUAACUGCCGCGGCAGAAUAUCCACUUUUAGCGACAGUGACGUGAUCCAACUCAACCUGUUUGAUAGGUACGACAACCUGCUAUAUAGUAGCGAACCAACAUCUUCUUCACGUAUCUCCUUAAGGUCUCCAAACAGCGUCGCUGAUGAUGAUAGCUCCACUACUGGAGCUACCGGAACCAUCGCCGAGAUCAGCAUCUCCACAAAGCAGUAUGCCAGCAACUCUGUCAGUAAAGAAACCUUGGAUGAGAGUGACAAUUCGUCGCUAAUUACUGCCCAACUACCCAGUAUUGAUGACGAGGAAUAUGAUUUGUUAAGCGAUAGUGAUCUAGAAGAGACGAGGUUGUAA
Messenger RNA from Eremothecium sinecaudum, 1884 nucleotides. Its product is annotated as HHR091Cp. The record is from RefSeq and is a predicted model, not a curated record. Gene Ontology annotation, molecular function: protein kinase C binding; zinc ion binding; K63-linked polyubiquitin modification-dependent protein binding. Gene Ontology annotation, cellular component: aggresome; amphisome. The transcript has a single exon. NCBI's taxonomy places the organism in Eukaryota, Fungi, Ascomycota, Saccharomycetes, Saccharomycetales, Saccharomycetaceae. Gene Ontology annotation, biological process: mitophagy; aggrephagy; endosome organization. The coding region runs from base 1 to 1884 and encodes 627 amino acids.